Molecule: messenger RNA, 574 nt
Organism: Sinocyclocheilus rhinocerous
Lineage: Eukaryota; Metazoa; Chordata; Actinopteri; Cypriniformes; Cyprinidae
Gene: adcyap1a
Product: adenylate cyclase activating polypeptide 1a
Exons: 4
Coding region: 176-574 (132 amino acids)
Biological process (GO): neuron projection development; regulation of protein localization; neuropeptide signaling pathway
Cellular component (GO): neuron projection; perikaryon; extracellular region
Molecular function (GO): neuropeptide hormone activity; pituitary adenylate cyclase activating polypeptide activity; peptide hormone receptor binding
Source: RefSeq, a predicted model, not a curated record
ACUGUCAUUACGGAGAUCUAAGAAAAAAAUCCGUUCUGUGCUCAUAAGGAUAACAAAGUGACGCACAGAAAAGUUUAAAGAGCAGACUGGAAGAGAGAGAGAGAGAGAGAGAGAGAGAUUUUCAUCUCAUUGUCGUUGCAGACUCUACCGGAACGCAUUCGUUCGCUGCCGUAGAAUGAUGUCGAGCAGCAAAACGACUCUUGCUUUCCUCAUCCACGGGCUCCUCGUACAAUGCAACGUGUUGAGUUACCCCAACAUCAGAACUGCAGGAUUUGACGAGGAGGGAAACUCAUUAACGGAUCUAACCUUUGACAGUGACCAGAUCACUAUUCGAAGCUCUCCUUCAGUUACUGAAGACGCAUACACGUUAUACAGUCCUCCAUCGAAAAGGGGAGCAAGCAUGAUAGAGGACGACAAUGAGCCGCUCUCAAAGCGCCACUCGGACGGGGUUUUCACGGACAGCUACAGUCGCUACCGGAAGCAAAUGGCCGUAAAGAAGUAUCUGGCCGCAGUCCUUGGCAAAAGGUAUAGACAGAGAUAUAGAAGCAAAGGACGGUGGCUCGCCUAUUUGUAG